CUCGCGGAGUCAGGAGGCUCUCGCGAGAUCAGAAGUUUACUUUGCUCGCUUCCUCCUCCAUGGCCGGGAGAGAGAAGAGGAGCGAGGUCUGGCUGCCGGUGGCGUCCGGCCUUAUUUCCUUCGCCCUCCGUCGGGCCUAGAGGCGCCCCGGCCUCCUGCCUCUUCUGGCGCGGCUGAGAUCGUUCCACUGUCUGAGGUGGCUGAAGAAAAAGUCCUCUGGCUGACUGGAAUAAAUGUCUGCCAGAAGACCUGAGUGUAUGGAUUUAUGUUUUGUGUACACCUUACACACAUAGCCUCAAGAUACCGUGCUGAAUGAUGUUUCUUCUUAAAAUAAGAUUCCAGGAGGGGAGUAAUUCACGGACAUCUUCAGUAUUUAUUAGUAAUGUCAGUUCAGUUGCCUUUGAAAAAAUGUCUUUGCAUAGUAGCUACUAAAAAAAGCCUUUGGGGUAAACAAGCAACCCGACAGCUGUACUACUUGUACAGACCAAAGUUUUUCUGGAGAAUAAGUCAUGCUGUUCCGCUUAGAAUUUUACACACAAGCAAACCAUAUUACAGAUGGACCAGAGGCAAAACCUUGUGGCAUAACACCUAUCUUUGUUGCCAUGAUUUUUUAUAUUACGCAGUUUCUAAACUUAGCACUUCUAAGGAAUUGACAAAAACAAACAGUCGCAUGUCACGUUUCAAGAAUACUUUAGAGUCUGUCUCAAAAGCUGUGUCUGGAACUCACAGCGAGCUGGUUUCAAGGAUAGCUUGGUUGAAACCAUAUUCUGGCAUCUGGAACAAGGCAGUUGAAAAUGAUGGAAAAGGGAAUCGCUUUCUUACGAAUGCGGAAAAUGAUGGACAAGCCACAAAUAACAGAAGCCAGAAAGACUGCCAUGACAGUUUAGAUGAAAAUAAUCCUGAGUCUGCAGGUGAAGGCUUGGAUUCUAGUGUUGCUACUCAAAGCUCUUUGAAGGAUCUCGCAGAUGUAAAAAAUAGUCUUUUUCAUGUUAGUUAUUUUGCUACAAGCUUUGGAGAAACUUACAACUUCCUAGCCAAUCACAUCAACUGGUACUUUAGCACCUGUGCCAUGGAUCAAAAAAAGAAAGGAAAUGCUUCUUCUUCAAAACCACAGGAUCAAGGGGGAAAGACAGUUGAUGGACCAGAGACUGAUAUAUUAAGUAAUGAAAACAGGAUGGAUGCUGUAUCUGCUUUAAUACCUGCAGCACAGUCUCCAGAUGCUGACAAGGGCAGUGCCACCCCUCCACCUUCCAGCAAAAAAAGCAUUACAAGUUUUCUUUCAUACCCUACCAACAGUGUACAAGCCUUUGUGGAUAGUUACAUUGGAGGUCUGGUGCCCAAGUUACGAUCUGACCCCAAAACUGCCUUGCAAGAAAAGGGCAAAGCACAGGAACAGGAGGAGACAUUGAAAGAUGAUGAGGAGACCAAGCGUGCAGAAGAAAAGGAAAAGAGGCUGUCUCUACAAAGGGAGAAGAUUAUUGCAAAGGUGAGUAUAGAUAACAGAACCCGGGCUUUAACACAAGCAUUGCGAAGAUCUUCUAACAGAAGAGUCUGUAUCAACAGGGUUGAAGAACUGACAUACCAUCUCUUGGAAUUUCCAGACAGUAGAGGAGUUUCUGUUAAGGAGAAAAUCAUUCCAUGCUUAUUGCGGUUAAGACAGUCAAAUGAUGAAGCUCUUCAGGCUGCUGUUAGAGAGGCCUUAGCUGUAAUUGGCUAUUCGGACCCUGUGAAAGGAUGGGGCAUUCGAGUUCUCACCAUUGAUGGUGGGGGAACAAGAGGUUUAGUGGCACUUCAAACUCUUCGUAAACUAGAAGAGCUCACUGGAAAACCUGUUCAUCAUCUUUUUGACUAUAUUUGUGGAGUGAGCACAGGUGCCAUAUUGGCAUUUAUGUUGGGAUUAUUCCAUAUCCCUCUGGAUGAAUGUGAAGAACUUUAUCGCAAAUUGGGAACAGAUGUUUUUAAGCAAAAUGUCUUUGUUGGAACAGUCAAAAUGGGCUGGAACCAUGCAUUUUAUGACAGUGAAAUGUGGGAGAAGCUUCUUAAGGAAAGAAUGGGAUCAGCUGUUAUGAUUGAAACAUCACGAAAUCCCAGAUGUCCCAAGGUGGCUGCAAUAAGUACCGUUGUUAGCAGAGGGACACCAUUGAAAGCCUUUGUUUUUAGAAAUUAUAAUCAUCUCCCUGGAGUCAAGUCUCACUAUCUUGGAGGCUGCCAGUACAAACUGUGGCAAGCUAUCAGAGCAUCAUCUGCUGCCCCAGGCUACUUCCAGGAGUAUGUAUUGGGUAAUGACCUUCAUCAGGAUGGAGGGCUGCUGUUAAAUAAUCCUACCGCUUUAGCAGUGCAUGAGUGCAAAUGUCUUUGGCCAAAUGUGCCACUGCAGUGUGUUGUAUCCCUAGGAACUGGCCGAUAUGACAGCGAAGGGAAAACCCAUGUCACUUACACAAGUUUGAAAGCUAAAUUGACUAAUGUCAUCAGCAGUGCUACUGAUACUGAAGAGAUCCAUACUAUGCUGGAUGCCCUUCUACCUCCAGACACCUACUUCAGAUUUAAUCCACUGAUGAAUGAAGAUAUAGCUUUGGAUGAAAAUCGUAGAGAAAAGCUUAAUCAGUUGCAGACAGAUGGCAUCCGUUAUUUAGAAAGAAAUGAAGAAAAACUGAAAAAAGCUGCCAAAAUAUUAACACAGGAAAAAACUACUUUGCAGAGACUGAAUGACUGGAUGAGAUUAAAAGCUGAUAUGUAUGAAGGCCUCCCGUUUUUUUCCAAAUUGUGAAAAUGUAUAGCAUGAAAGAUGAUAGGUGUAAAUCUUGUUUCAGAAGUCUGUUAUGUGUUAAAAGGGAUCAGCAUUUAUUAGUCAUUGUGUAAUUACUUAUUAAUGUAAUGAGCUGAGGAAAAAAGCAUUUCAGUCAGCAGCAUUGGUUGGAUCCAAAAAGCCUGCUGUCCAAGUGGAAGGAGAGGGUGCCAGUCUCUUUUCUUCUCUUCCUUCCUCUUUCAGUCUGCAGCUCUGAGGCUUCUGAAGUGUCUUUGAAGCCAAUUUUCAGAAGGACACAGAUAAGGCUAUGGAUUAUACUCACUUUUACACAGUCAAAAGAUCAUUCCCGUAAUGCAAUGGAAUUUCUGGAUUCAUAAUGUCCUGUACUAUUUCCUGAAGUAUGUGUUUAUUGGGUUAGUGAGAUUUUGAGUUUUCACAAUCUGACAGUAGUAAAAUUAAAGUAAAAUGCUGUUAUAUUAUUUUAGCCUGACAUUAGUCACAUUUUGUCUAAAUUAUGAAAGAUAAAUUUUGGUUUUGGAACUGCAUGUCAAAAUCAUGUGGACAAGAACUGUAUGUGUGUACAUAUUAUUUAAUGGUUUUUGAAAUGUGGAAAAUGAACCAAUCCAAUUGGACAGGUUUGUUUACAGCAAUUUAUGCCACAAUAAAUAACUUAUUUUAAUUCUGCUGAAAUUACUGGAAUAAAACAGUUUUAAAUGAAUCAAUAGCAGUUCAGCUAGGUUACACAAUGGAUUGUAGUGUAUUAUAAACCAGCAGUAUGCUCCAGGUUUGGGAUAUUGGCAUUAAAUGUCAUCCCUUUUGUUUAAUAACAUUGUAAAUUGCCUUAUGACAUAAUGACAAGUUAAACAAAUGAUUAGAUUUUAAAACCAUAAAGUACCCAGAAUAAUAAGCAUUUGAGUCUGUAUAUUUCUCCAAAUUUAUUUCAUCCAAGUCUGUAUUUGGUUGAUUACAGUAUGGUCUCCUUUAGUUAAUAUCUAAGUAGUUUCUGAAAAAACUAUUUUAAGAACUUUUUCUAGGUUCUACUCCAAGGUAAUUCAUGGUUUUAAAAGCAAUCCUAAACCUAUAAGGAAGGAUAUACAUUUGUAAAAAUGAUACCUUAUGUCCUUGUAAUAUGCUUUAAUUUGUGACACAUAUUAAGCCCACUUGAAUUAUUACCUAAAAUAAACAAGUUUAUUCAUGUGUCGCAUAUAUGCUAUGCAUUAAUUUCUCCAAAACUUGAUUUUUAACUUGAAACAAGUUUUAUUAUGUGUUUUGCUUUUGAAUGGCUGUGUAACGUCAACACCAGUAUUUAAAGUAGCAUGGAAAUUUUGUCGUUGUGUUAACUGCAGUUCAUUUCUAUAUAUUAAAAUGACACACGGGUUAUUUUCAA
Molecule: messenger RNA, 4133 nt
Organism: Sceloporus undulatus (fence lizard)
Lineage: Eukaryota; Metazoa; Chordata; Lepidosauria; Squamata; Phrynosomatidae
Gene: PNPLA8
Product: patatin like phospholipase domain containing 8
Exons: 11
Coding region: 383-2767 (794 amino acids)
Biological process (GO): arachidonate metabolic process
Cellular component (GO): membrane
Source: RefSeq, a predicted model, not a curated record